This is a messenger RNA of Helianthus annuus (common sunflower), 844 nucleotides long. RefSeq lists its product as uncharacterized. Lineage: Eukaryota; Viridiplantae; Streptophyta; Magnoliopsida; Asterales; Asteraceae. Bases 24 to 626 code for a protein of 200 amino acids. The transcript has a single exon. The record is from RefSeq and is a predicted model, not a curated record.
UCCAUACUCCAAGAAAGAAGAAAAUGGCAACUUUACCGAAACUAAAAACACUCCCUUCAUCCCCACAUGAUUUUUCCAUAAGAACUCCACAACCUUCACCCUCUUCUUCUUCCUUAGCCACCUCUAUGAAAUUCAAAACCCUGAUUCACAACUUUAUAUUCUCCCACAUCUUUCGGUUUGCUCGGGCCCUCACGAAGGCCAAGACCAUAAUCAUGGAGCUGCUUAAGGAGAUCCAUUUCAACAAUGUCCACUUUUUUUGGUUCAUGAGAAAGAAUAAGAACAAAAAUAAGCUUUAUUUUGGUUCGUUUAGGUUCCACUAUAACUGGUGCUCGUCUCAUGUUGUCCCAAUGACUUCACCCAACUUGUACAACAAUCAUGUCUACUAUGAUCCCACGUGGAAUUCCUUUGUGGAUGACAUGGCGCCAGAGUCGCAGCUCUCAGGGUACCUCCAUUGGCUAGAAGAGAAGAAUGUCGGUAAUGAUAAUGAGAUAACCGUUGAUGAGAUGAAUGAGAUUGAUCGUCUGGCUGAUAAGUUUAUCGCAAAUUGUCACGAGAAAUUCAGACUCGAGAAACAAGAAUCGUAUAGAAGAUUUCAAGAAAUGAUGGCGAGAAGCGUGGGAAUUUAAUUAAAGGUUGUUCUUGAUCACCUUAGAGGCUUAUUUCCCCUAUUAAGGGGUUGGAAUGGUAUAGUUAUUGUUAACACAACAAGUGCAUGAUGGGGAGGGAAAACUUCUUAGCUUCAAGAUGGAAUUUUGAGAGAAUUGUAGAAGAUAAGGGAGUUUUUUUGUAAUUGUGUAAUUCUUGUUUUUAUAAAUGUGGAUCAUCUUUAAGAAUUUUGCUUCAA